This is a messenger RNA of Saccostrea echinata, 992 nucleotides long. RefSeq lists its product as uncharacterized. The coding region runs from base 1 to 915 and encodes 304 amino acids. The record is from RefSeq and is a predicted model, not a curated record. NCBI's taxonomy places the organism in Eukaryota, Metazoa, Mollusca, Bivalvia, Ostreida, Ostreidae. The transcript has 2 exons.
AUGGUUGAAAUUCCAAAUAAUAUUUUAAUCACAUUUAUCCACAUUUUGGAUGAGCUGAAUGACAUUAAUCAGGCUCUGUUCGAAGCUGCAACCAACGACGACAACGACGACACCAACGACACAAACAACGACACCAACGACACAAACAACGACGACACCAACGACACAAACAACGACACCAACGACACAAACAACGACGACACCAACGACACAAACAACGACACCAACGACACAAACAACGACACCAACGACACAAACAACGACACCAACGACGACAACGACGACACCAACGACACAAACAACGACACCAACGACACAAACAACGACGACACCAACGACACAAACAUUGACACCAACGACACAAACAACGACGACACCAACGACACAAACAACGACACCAACGACACAAACAACUACACCAACGACACAAACAACAACGACACCAACGACGACAACGACGACACCAACGACACAAACAACGACACCAACGACACAAACAACGACGACACCAACGACACAAACAACGACACCAACGACACAAACAACGACGACACCAACGACACAAACAACGACACCAACGACACAAACAACUACACCAACGACACAAACAACAACGACACCAACGACGACAACGACGACACCAACGACACAAACAACGACACCAACGACACAAACAACGACGACACCAACGACACAAACAACGACACCAACGACACAAACAACGACACCAACGACACAAACAACAACGACACCAACGACGACAACGACGACACCAACGACACAAACAACGACACCAACGAUACAAACAACGACGACACCAACGACACAAACAACGACACCAACGACACAAACAACGACACCAACGAGGACAUCAACGACAACGACGCCAAAAACAACAGGGAAGUGUUGUCGUAGACGGGGACGUAGAUGUGGGACCCUCCGAAUGAAAAGGAGGCACGUCCCAUAAAACAGCUGAGGAAAUGGACAGUGAU